GCACGCGCGGGGUAAUAAGCCGGGGUCUGCAGCCGCAUGGCUUUCACCAUGCUCAGACCCAUGCAGAUGCAUGCGCUCUACCCGGACGUGUCUCUGCUGUCCGAGGACGAGGAGAACCGCAGCGAGAGCGACGCUUCCAGCGACCAGUCGUUCGGCUGCUAUGACAGCUCGGCGAAGAGACGGAAGACGCCCCGAAAGCCCGGCCAGGUGGUGAUCGUGAAACAGAGGCAGGCGGCCAACGCCAGGGAGAGGGAUCGGACGCAGAGCGUGAACACGGCAUUUACGGCUCUGCGCACGCUCAUACCCACUGAGCCCGUGGACAGAAAGCUCUCCAAGAUCGAGACGCUGCGCCUCGCCUCCAGCUACAUCUCCCACCUGGCCAACGUCCUGCUCCUGGGGGAAGCGUGCGAGGACGGACAGCCCUGCCUCAGCAACGGCUACAGAGCCAAGGACGGCCCCGAAGGCAGGAUCCCCCGGAGCAUCUGCACCUUCUGCCUCAGCAACCAGCGGAAAGGGGCCACCAGGAAGGACCACGUCGGUAACUGUCUGAAGGUCAGAGGACUCAACACGUUACGGGCCCCGCAGAGAUGAUAAAAAUCCACAGACAUUCGGGUGAAAAUAUAAGAAUUUCAGGAGCCAAAGAAAUGCGAGAUUCCAAGGACCUCGGGGUAAAAAAUGCCAAAUAACCCCCAAAAAAUCAAAUGGAUUGCAAGGGGCAGCGGGGACCUCGAGGGGCCGUCAGGCUCAGGGUGAGAGAAGAAGACCUGCAGGUCCCUCACGGCUCGGACUUCGUAACGGACAGAAACUAGCGGCCGGCGGCUACUUUGUUUUUUUCUAUUUUUUUUUUUUUGGAGUAAAUAUUUGUAAAUAUUCGUUCUGCAAAUUUAUAAAUUUUAAUUAAAAUAAGAUUAUUUCAA
Messenger RNA from Spea bombifrons (plains spadefoot toad), 917 nucleotides. It is a transcript of the gene TCF15, whose product is annotated as transcription factor 15. Lineage: Eukaryota; Metazoa; Chordata; Amphibia; Anura; Pelobatidae. Gene Ontology annotation, molecular function: DNA-binding transcription factor activity, RNA polymerase II-specific; protein dimerization activity; RNA polymerase II transcription regulatory region sequence-specific DNA binding. Bases 37 to 591 code for a protein of 184 amino acids. The transcript has 2 exons. Gene Ontology annotation, biological process: regulation of transcription by RNA polymerase II; developmental process. The record is from RefSeq and is a predicted model, not a curated record.